AUGAAUUGUAUCCCUAGUCCAAUUAGUGAAAGGAAAAUCCAAAUUAAUAAUGAAGAUUGUAUAGGCAAGGAAAAUGCUUUCCAUACCAUUCCAAGAGAAAGUUCAAUUAACUUGACACCUCACUCUACGAAUGAAAAAAAAGUUCUAUCCGAGGUAAACAGUAACAAAAUCGAUUCUUUACAACUCCCUCGAGGUAAAUUGCAAAGAGAUUCCACCCAUUUGGAAAAAACAAGAAAGAGACAAUUAUCAAAUGAUUCAACCGAUCCUAUAGAGCCAAAAACUGUGAAAAAAAUAAAAUGUCAUCAAUGGAAAAAUUUGGAUUCGAUAGAGAUGGAUGAUCCAUUCAUGGUAGCAGAAUAUACAGAUUCUAUAUUUUCUCAUCUUUACGAGAAGGAAAUCCAAAUGCUACCGACACAUAACUAUUUAAUGGACACGCAAUCUCCCUAUCAUUUGAAAAGCUCCAUGAGGGCGCUGUUAAUUGACUGGUUGGUUGAAGUUCAUGAGAAAUUUCACUGCUUACCUGAAACAUUAUUUUUAGCGAUCAACCUGCUAGAUCGAUUUUUAUCACAAAAUGUUGUUAAAUUGAAUAAAUUACAACUACUAUGCAUCACUUGCCUGUUCAUUGCCUGUAAAUUUGAAGAAGUUAAAUUACCAAAAAUAACAAAUUUUGCGUACGUGACUGACGGUGCUGCCACUGUCGAAGGAAUUAGGAAGGCUGAGCUAUUCGUUCUAAGUUCUUUAGGUUAUAACAUAUCUCUACCAAACCCCCUAAAUUUCAUUAGGAGAAUUUCAAAAGCUGACAAUUACUGCAUUGAAACAAGGAACAUGGCCAAAUUCAUCAUGGAAUAUUCGAUUUGUUGUAAUAAAUUCAUCCACCUGAAGCCAUCAUAUUUAGCUGCAAUGUCCAUGUAUAUCGCCAGAAAAAUUAAAAAUGAAAAUUCCAAAUGGGAUGAAACUUUUAUUCAUUAUAGUGGCGGCAUUGAUAUUGAAUCAGAUCCAGCGUUUAAGGAUUUUAUCAGUGAACUAGUUGAAGAUAUUGCUGUACCUGAUACGAAUCUAGAUUCCUUGAGACUUAAAUACAAAAAGCCUAAACAUGGCAUGGUUUAUUUCAAGGUUUUUGACUGGUGUAAACAAAAACGUUGA
Molecule: messenger RNA, 1143 nt
Organism: Saccharomyces cerevisiae S288C
Lineage: Eukaryota; Fungi; Ascomycota; Saccharomycetes; Saccharomycetales; Saccharomycetaceae
Gene: CLB6
Product: B-type cyclin CLB6
Exons: 1
Coding region: 1-1143 (380 amino acids)
Biological process (GO): mitotic cell cycle phase transition
Molecular function (GO): cyclin-dependent protein serine/threonine kinase regulator activity
Source: RefSeq, marked reviewed